Messenger RNA from Nicotiana attenuata, 800 nucleotides. Its product is annotated as SWI/SNF complex subunit SWI3C-like. NCBI's taxonomy places the organism in Eukaryota, Viridiplantae, Streptophyta, Magnoliopsida, Solanales, Solanaceae. The record is from RefSeq and is a predicted model, not a curated record. The transcript has 3 exons. Bases 183 to 800 code for a protein of 205 amino acids.
UGUGGAAACACAGCUGCGAAAUACCAAAAAGAGCUCACAAAUUAUCAUCCGAAGGCAGCAGAGAGAAGAAUCCCUUUUCCCCCAAUUUUCUCUCUCCAAAAACAACAACCAAUCUCAGACCCCACAAUUCUCUCCCUUUAAACCCCAAUUUCUCAGGACCCAAACCCCCCAAUUUCUCAGCAAUGCCUGCUUCCUCCUCAGAGACGAGGAAUAGAUGGAGGAAGCGGAAGCGGGAGCCUUUAAUUUCAAGGAAGGCCAAGCCCCAACAAGAUGAUGACGUGUUCGAAGAAGAAGAAGACGAGGAAGACAUUGACCAGCAGGAAAUUGAAGAUGACGACCACCGAAACCCUAGCAAUUCAGUGGAUCGGAGUAAUUACUCAGUUGAAUUGGUAUCAGAAGCUGGGAACCGAAUUAGUGAGUUCCCUUUGGUAGUGAGACGUACUGUUACGCGGCCUCAUUCGUCCGUCCUGAAUAUUGUAGCGACUGAGAAGGCUGGGCAGUCUGGAGAGACUAGGCAGAAUGGGGUGGUGUUGGAGAAUAUGUCGUAUGGGCAGCUUCAGGCGCUUUCAGCUGUACCUGCAGAUAGUCCAGCUUUGUUGACUGAGGAAAGAGGAGAAGGCAGUGGGAGUGGUUCGUAUGUGAUCAGUCCUCCGCAGAUAUUGCAGGGUCGUGGUGUCGUUAAGCAUUAUGGCAGUGCAAAUCGAAUCCAUGUUGUGCCAAUGCACGCAGUUUUAUCAAAGGUGAAAAGUGCUGAAAGAGCUCUAAGGUCCAUUGGAGCUUUAAGCGCAAAGCGUAAAUAA